AUGGCCGCGGCGAAGCCGGCGCAGAACGGGCGGCCGACGCCUAGUGCCCCGGAGUGGCGGGUGACGGUGGCUGAGGGCGCGUCGGUGACGGUGGAGCACGAGGCCGGCCGGGCCGCGCGGGCGUGGGCGUGGCUGGUCGCGCGAUUGCUCGCGUUCGGGGACAAGGCGCUUGGGUUCGGCGGGCGGGUCUGGAGGAUCGGCGCCGACGACCCCCGGAGGGCUGUGCACGGCCUCAAGGUGGGCCUCGCCCUCGCGAUGGUCUCCGUGUUCUACUACACCAGGCCCCUAUACGACGGCGUCGGCGGCGCCGCCAUGUGGGCCCUCCUCACGGUCGUCGUCGUCUUCGAGUACACCGUCGGUGGCUGCGUGUACAAGGGGUUCAACCGAGCCAUCGCCACGGCCAGCGCCGCCGUGAUCGCGCUUGGCGUGCACUGGAUCGCCAGCAAGUCCGGCGACAAGUUCGAGCCGUUCAUCCGCAGUGGCUCCGUCUUUCUGCUUGCCGCGAUGGCGACGUUCUCGCGCUUCAUCCCGACGGUGAAGGCGCGGUUCGACUACGGCGUCACCAUCUUCAUUCUCACCUACAGCCUGGUGGCGGUGUCGGGGUACCGCGUGGGCGCGCUGGUGGCGUUGGCGCAGCAGCGGGUGUGCACCAUCUCCAUCGGCGUCUCCAUCUGCUUCGCCAUCUGCGUCCUCAUCUGCCCCGUGUGGGCCGGCCAGGAGCUGCACCGCGCCACAGCGCGCAACAUGGAGAGCCUCGCGGGCGCCCUCGAGGCCAUCGUCGAGGGCUACUUCCUCGCCGACGCCGCGGAGGAGGAGGCGAGCGGCGACAAGCGGCCGUCGUCCUCCAAUGCGACGGAGGGGUACAGGUGCGUGCUCAACUCCAAGGCGUCCGAGGACUCGCAGGCCAACCUUGCGCGGUGGGAGCCCCCGCACGGCAGUUUCGGCUUCCGCCACCCGUACGGCCAGUACCGGAACGUCGGCGCCGCCAUGCGCCACUGCGCCUACUGCGUGGAGGCCCUGGCCGGCUGCGCCCGCUCGGCCGAGGCCCAGCCGGCGGCGCCGCACGGGGGGCACUCCAGGCGGCACCUCGCCGGCGCGUGUACGCGGGUGGCGGCGCUGUGCGCCAGGGUGCUCAGGGAGGCGUCAGCCUCCGUCACCUCGAUGACGGCGUCUGGGAUCCUGGACUUCGCCGUCGCGGACAUGAACGCCGCCGUGCAGGACCUGCGGGACGACCUGAGGGCGCUCCCGUCCGGGCUGCUGCUGGCCGGGGCGGGGUCGGCGGCGUCUACGGCGCUGCUGGUGGACGCGGCGCAGCUGUUCACCGUCACCUCGCUGCUGAUAGAGGUGUCCGCCAGGGUCGAGGGCGUUGUGGACGCCGUCGACACGCUGGCCAGCCUCGCGAACUUCAGGUCAGCAGAUGACGGAAAGCCUGCAGAGUCCGCGACUAAGGAGCAAUCCAUGAUCAGCUCGGACUCGGAAGAGUCGGGAGGGAAUCGGACGACGAUGAAGGCGCUUGAAUAGGCUUGAUCGAGAUCAUCAGGUUCUGACCACCGGAAUUAAUUCCACAAGACUCGAAGAUGAUAACUCGAGCUGGCUGGGAUAAUUGUCAUCCUGGCCCGAUCUGAUGCAUGGGGUUUCGCGGGUUUUUACAAUUCAGUGGCAUCCUCUAAGGCCUCGUUUGGAAAGUGGAAACAUGAUAAUCCCCUCCAAUCUUACACUUUCACUCUUACGAGUAUACAGUUGGGAGAAAUUGAUGUACAAAUUAGUUCACUUUUCACUCUAAAGUCUAAAUCAUAUGUAUUAGGAGGGAAUGGGUUUAUCCAAAGUUCCAAACAAGACCUAAAGGAGUCCUCAUAUUCCAGCCUAUCAAAACAAA
This is a messenger RNA of Setaria italica (foxtail millet), 1876 nucleotides long. Its product is annotated as aluminum-activated malate transporter 10. The coding region runs from base 1 to 1521 and encodes 506 amino acids. Gene Ontology annotation, cellular component: plant-type vacuole membrane. The transcript is spliced from 3 exons. NCBI's taxonomy places the organism in Eukaryota, Viridiplantae, Streptophyta, Magnoliopsida, Poales, Poaceae. The record is from RefSeq and is a predicted model, not a curated record. Gene Ontology annotation, biological process: malate transport.